Messenger RNA from Vitrella brassicaformis, 268 nucleotides. The record is from the annotation of a GenBank genome assembly. NCBI's taxonomy places the organism in Eukaryota, Vitrellaceae.
CUAAAAGCGGCCGCACCGCUUGCACCGCAUGAUGGGACGACAGAAGUGGCGGGCCUUGUCAUUGUCAGGCAUCUUCACUACCAGCUCCCGGGACAAGCACUUGUUAAUGUCGAUGUCGUUGACGAACUCGGCGUUGUCGCGGCGAUAGUGGAAAUUGACUGGUGUCGACCUUUUAAAGACUUCCUGUUGCAAACAGCUGACAAGCAAACCUUGUGUGGAGAGCCUCGUCUCGGCUUACCAACUCAUUCGAGAAGGUCAGCUCAGGCAU